Molecule: messenger RNA, 1973 nt
Organism: Aspergillus calidoustus
Lineage: Eukaryota; Fungi; Ascomycota; Eurotiomycetes; Eurotiales; Aspergillaceae
Source: the annotation of a GenBank genome assembly
AAUCCUUAGACCCUUGUCGCAAGUAAAAACUCGAGGUCGCUUCAUCGGCUCUUAGGUGUGAGCUUCGAUAUUUUUUUUGUCCACUUUGCCUGGCAAUGGACACAAAAGCGCCGACCGAGACGCAGGUCGCGCCUCUCAGCGGCGAGCCACCAGCCCCCAAGACCCGCUGGGAGCGCAUCGAGGCGGUCAUCUGGGAUGGCGGGUAUCGCUCCAAGGAGGAGAAGAAACUGGUGCGCACUUUGGAUAUUUUCAUCAUGAGCUGGGCAACAUACGGCUACUUCGUGCGCCUGCUUGACUCGGGCAACAUCACAAAUGCCUACGUCUCGGGGAUGAAGGAGGAUCUGAACUUUCAUGGCAAUCAGUACAAUUUGCUCACGACGUUCUUUACGUGUGGAUAUCUCAUUGGGCAGAUCCCGUCGCAGUUUCUGCUCACACGAGUUCGCCCAUCCUACUACAUCCCCACCGUCGAACUCCUCUGGUCAAUCGUGACCUUCUGCUUCGCAUCCGUCAAGAACGUCAAAGCCGUCUUCGCCCUGCGCUUCAUCAUCGGCAUGCUCGAGUCCCCCUUUGCCGUCGGCGUCCUAACAAUCAUGGGGAGCUGGUACACGCCCCGAGAACUCUCCAAACGCAUCGCAAUCUUCUACUCGGCCAGCUACGCCGCAAGCAUGUUCAGCGGCUACCUGCAGGCCGGCAUCUACAGCGGGAUGGACGGGCACCUGGGCCUGCCCGGGUGGCGGUGGCUGUUUAUCUUCUGCGGGGUGAUAUCCGUUCCGGCGGCCAUGUACGGGUAUUUUGCCGUUCCCGAUAAUCCGUAUAACUGCAAGGCGCGGUGGCUUGCGCCGGAGAAGCUCGAGCAUGCGAGGGCGCGCAUGGAGGAGAUUGAUCGGCGGCCGCCGGCGCGCUUGACCGUGCAGAAGGUCAAGGGGAUUUUUUCGACGUGGAGGAUGUAUUGCAUGAUUGCGGCGUUGAUCUUCCACUGCGUCGCCACGCAGCCCCUAAACUACUUUGCCGUCUGGCUGAAGAGUCUCGACCGCUUCACCGUGUACCAGAUCAACCUCUUCCCGACAGCCGCGCAGGCCUGCGGCCUCGUCACGACGUUGCUGUACUCGUGGUUGUCUGAUGGACUUGGUGGGAAGCGAUGGCAGCUUCUUUGUGUUCCUGCUAUAAUCAACCUCAUCGGAAUGAUCAUCCUCGCCGUCGGCCCAAACUACGGCGCGACGUUUCUGGGGUACAUGCUCAAUGCGGCGUCGUGGGGGUAUUGGCCUGUUCUCUACGCCUGGGCCAGCGAAAUCUGCCACAAAGACGCCGAAGAGCGCGCGAUCGUCAUUGGCGUCGCGCAGACGUUUGGGCAGGCGUUUGUUGCUUGGGUUCCUGUCGUCAUCCUCGACACGGGCAAAUACGCGCCGAAAUUCACAAUGGGAUAUAGUAUCAUGUGUGGCGUGAGCGCGCUACAGUUUGCAAUGAUUUUUGUGUUGAGGUAUUUUGUUAAUCGGCAGAAGGAGCUUGAUGCUGCUGCUGCUUCUGCUGCUAGUGCGACGGCUUCUAGUUCUGAUGGUGAUUUGUCUGAUACUGGGGUGGAGGGGGUCUCAACUACGCCCGUUAACGCCAACAAGGGGGGCUUUCCGUCGAGGGGCGACGGCGUCUAGGAGGAGAUGUUGGAGGCGUUGUGCGUGGGAUCAAGUGGAGAAGAUCUGGUGUGCUUCGACAACAUGGUUGGCGGCGGCGACAUGGAAUCUGAUAUGAUAGGCGUGAAAGAAGACGACAUGGAGGCUAUAAUUGUGCAUUUGCUAGUCGUCGUGAUGAUCAGAUAAGACUGGUCGAAUUCUUGCAGCAGAGCUUAGCUUAUCCCUUCCGGAACCUGGUAUAGGUGUAGGCGUGUCUAGGAGCGCGAGUCAUGUUAGUUGUCAUACCCUGUUUCAAUGCGUGGGAACUUAUCUCGAGCGGCCGACUCUCGGAGCAUGGCGCCGCAGAGC